Messenger RNA from Anopheles stephensi (Asian malaria mosquito), 1212 nucleotides. RefSeq lists its product as uncharacterized. The record is from RefSeq and is a predicted model, not a curated record. NCBI's taxonomy places the organism in Eukaryota, Metazoa, Arthropoda, Insecta, Diptera, Culicidae. The transcript is spliced from 2 exons. Bases 78 to 1001 code for a protein of 307 amino acids.
GAACCGCCGACAGUCGUUUGAAACCGUUGGCAAAGUUGGAAGGCUUUGUUCAAGAAGUUAAGGCACAAUAUCACACAAUGUUAGCCACAUACAUCACGUUACUAUCCGCCGGCUGUUUGCUGCUGGUCAAUGCAGGAAAAAUGAUUUACUACAAUGAUCGGCUGCCUGUGGAAACGGUUCCCAGUGCCAGUUACUAUUGGCCUAACCAAAACAUCCUUCCAGGCGACGAACCCGACGCAAUGCACUAUCCCACAUGGUUCCAACUGCCCUGGAGACCGUUCCCAAUCCUUCCGCAACAGGAUGUAGAGGAACAACCCGAAAUUGUUACCGUUCCACCGCCGGAAGUUGACACUCCCCCCUCAACAACUACCGAAACCCCCGAUGAAACGCCCGAAGGUCGACAUCUUCAUCACGAAAAGCCCCACAAACAUCACCACAAGCACAAACAUCAUAAGCACAAGCACCAUCAUCAUCAUCACGAUAAGGGAACCAAAACGGAUGAGUCCGGCGAUCUGCAAGGUGCUAACGUUGGUCAGCUGAAAAUGGUUAUCCUGCAGCUCGAACACAAACUAGAGGAGCUCAAGCUGCAACUUUUCGGUAGUCGUUCACUCACCAACGAUGCUGCCGUUGACAAUGAGCACGAUGAUGAAGAUGCUGCUCGGUUCGAUGUGGAUGCUAGCAGUGAUCCGGAAGUGUCCGAUGAGAGAGAGCACCUUGUCGAUGAACUGUCUCCUCCAUCACCCAAAAAUGUGCUACCGACAUCGGAAGAAAAGGAUGAGGGAAAACUUUUAGUAGGAGGGAGUGAUAAAACCACUUCCGAGUUAGUGCUGGAGCAUCGAGAAGUAGAAUCGAGCCCGUUUGAUAAUGGCAGAAGCUUGGCAGAAAAUGUACAAAAGUGGUUCGAAGGGUUGGAUCUGGGUAAGAUUGCUGCGUUACCGUUGGAAGAAUCGGUCGAGAGUGAAGAUGUUUCGGGAACUAUCGAUGUAAGGGGUCAAUUUUGAUAAAACAUAUUGAGCGGUUUUAACGUUGUAAAAUAGCUGAUCGUAACUGAUAAUCACUAUACCAAACUGAUAAAUAAACUCUGAAAACUGUGGUGACUAAAUGUGGCAAUUCUAGUUGGUAAAAUUUCUUUCGAGGUAUAACAUUUACGAAAUAAUGCUCAAAGUGGCAUAACAAACAGGGGUUUAAAAUAAAUAAAUCUGAAACACACUA